Molecule: messenger RNA, 324 nt
Organism: Didymodactylos carnosus
Lineage: Eukaryota; Metazoa; Rotifera; Eurotatoria; Philodinida; Philodinidae
Source: the annotation of a GenBank genome assembly
AAAGAAGUUUGUCACUUAAUAGCAUUGAACAACCGGCUAGAAAGAAAGUGUGCUCUGAACUUGUGAGUGUUUCUUGAUUACCGGUUUGUAGUUAUACAAAUCUUGUUUUAGGACACCUGGGAUCUGAAAUCUAUACAAAGAGCGUUAUUUGCUCGUUUGGACAAGGCUAGUGGUUCAUGGACUGAUGAAGAUAAUAUUAAUAAUAUGCACGAUACAACUGCAAUCGGUGUGCUAGGUAAAGAAGAUAACAAAGAAUAUGACGACAAUAACGAUGGAACACAAUACAGCAAAGAUUAUGAUGGCUCCGAUUCAGAGACAUACUGA